UUAGCAUAGUUUGACUUUGUGAAUACAUUGCUUUGAAGUGCAGUGGAGUAUUUCUACAAUGGUAUUAGCAGAAUAAUUUUACAUAAACCUGUUAAAGGUUAUGAGUAGUUCUUGCACCGCUGCUUUUGAACAACGUAGUCACAUCCAGGGGGUGGGGGGUGUAGAACAUCGAGAGGCAGAGAGGGAGACAGAGAGACAGAGAGACAGGCUGUCACUGGCCGGUGCGGUGUGCAGCAGCAGCAGCAGCGGCGGCAGCAGCUCGGAUCUAGCAGCAGACGGCGGCCCCAUCCACCGUUUCUCUCUGCUCGUUUCCUUUCUCCCUCUUCUCCUUUUUUCGAUCACUCCUUCCUCUUCUGUGGCCAGCUCGGCGAAAUGUCCGCCAGACCAGGAUUUUACCGACAGGAGCUGAACAAGACCGUGUGGGAGGUUCCGGAGAGGUACCAGAACCUGACGCCGGUGGGCUCCGGAGCGUACGGUUCGGUGUGUUCAGCAUAUGAUGUUAUCUUACGGCAGAAGGUUGCGGUGAAAAAACUGUCCAGGCCUUUUCAGUCUCUAAUCCACAGUCGCCGCUCAUACCGGGAACUCAGGCUGCUCAAGCACAUGAAACAUGAAAAUGUAAUAGGACUGCUGGAUGUCUUCACACCUGCUGCAGCAUUAGAGGACUUCAAUGAACUCUACCUGGUGACUAACCUGAUGGGUGCAGACCUCAAUAACAUCGUUAAAUUUCAGAGGUUGUCAGAUGAGCACGUGCAGUUCUUAAUUUAUCAGCUUCUUCGUGGCCUCAAGUACAUCCAUUCAGCAGGAUUGAUCCACAGAGACCUCAAACCCAGUAAUGUGGCAGUAAAUGAAGACUGCGAGCUGAGGAUACUUGACUUUGGAUUGGCCAGACAGACAGACGAUGAGAUGACAGGGUAUGUGGCGACUCGCUGGUAUCGCGCGCCGGAGAUCAUGCUGAACUGGAUGCACUACAAUCAGAAUGUUGAUAUUUGGUCAGUGGGAUGCAUUAUGGGAGAGCUGCUGAAGGGAAAAGUCCUUUUUCCUGGCACCGACUAUAUUGACCAGCUGAAGAGAAUCAUGGAGGUGGUUGGGACGCCAACACCUGAUCUGCUAAAGAAGAUCUGCUCUGAACAUGCGCAGAAGUACAUCCAGUCUCUUCCCUUCAUGCCCCAGCAGGACCUAGAAAAAAUUUUCAGAGGAGCAAAUCCACUAGCUGUCGAUCUACUGAAGCGCAUGUUGGUUUUGGACUGUGAUGGGAGGAUCUCGGCCAGUGAGGCUCUGUCCCACCCCUACUUCUCACAGUACCAUGACCCAGAUGAUGAGCCAGAGGCCCCGCCUUACGAUCAAACACUGGAGAGUAAAGACCGAACUCUAGAAGAAUGGAAAGAGUUGGUAUUUGAAGAGGUGAACAGUUUCAAAGCAUCCGGCAGCAAGACUGACAGCCUUCAGGUGGAGCAGUAAUCCUCUGUCUGCUCUGCCUGAAGAACGACCACGUACCUAACGAGCCGGAGAAGGACCGUGUCGAGCCGACUGAAGAAAACUCUGCAUUCCCUUUGCUCAGUGUGACUAUGUGUCUGAUUGCCUGGCAUGAGUUCAUUUGAGCAGCAGGGUGGGACGGUCUCUCACAGGACCAGAUGCACACAUUGCAAUUACAGGGUGCAUUUUAGAAACUGAUAAAUGGAGCUUUCCAGUUCAAAAAGUUGCUUCCUCUUAUGUUUCCGUUGAGUGAGACAAAAAUGAGGAACCAACGAGGUUGCUUCAGGGAUCACAGAAGAUGUGAGGAUUCAUAUGAGUGAGCAACUUUACGGAACUGUGUUCAGAGACUGAUAGAAGGGUUUCCAAGACAGACAAAAUCCACACUAUGAUUUCCAAAGUGACAACAGAAUGCCCCCUGGUACCUCAUCAUGACAAAUGUCAUAAGCAGUCACUGCUUUCAUAUAUGGAAUUCAUGUUAAAAGGCUUGCAGCAAUGCCGCGUCACGCCACAGAACAAACUUAGCAUUUGGCCUGCAUACUACUGCAUGAUUUAUGUGCAUUUUAUUAUUAUAGAAUAUUACUGGUGCUGUAAUAUAAUCAUUAAGACUGCUUAUCACAUCUGCCACUCUACUGUAAAACCAGUCUGAGGGUCGGAGAGAGGCAUUACCAGGAAAUGUGACCAUCAUCUGACCGCCACUCGCUAUCGCUAAGACAGUUAAAAAAAAAAAAAAAAAUAAGCAAACAAAAACUACCGCUCUUCCUCGGAUGAAAGUCAUCCCCUCAAGCACACAGACUAGUAAACACCAACCGUGCUAUUAAUUAGCAAGGUAAUUAAUACAUGCCAAAGCUGGAACAGAAUGACUGUGUUGCAGGUCUUUGUUUACAGUGCGACCUCGCUUCUCAUAUACAGUUUCCGCUGAUGGCUGCUUUCUGAUCAGUUGUUGGCUCUGGCGGGGCUCCAUGAGGUUUUCAUAAUUAUCCGCUGUGUCUUUUAUAGCCCUGGUUUGUGUUUACAAUAAUUAAGAUCACCAGGCCUUUUGUAAACUGAUGUGAUGUGCUGGAUAAAAUCAUAUUACCCAAUAACUAGCAGCUGCAUCCAGGUACUGACUGGUCAAACAGUCCAGUAUGAUGAUUCCCAUAAAGCAGCCAUACUUGGCUGCUUGUGGCAAACAGGGACCCUAUUAUUGAUCCUUCAUGUUUCCUCAGCUUCUUUUUAGUUUUCACAAUGCUUGAGUGUUAUAAAGAAAACAGAUUGUACAGGUUCAUCAGCAACCAUGGCAUGGAAGUAGUGGUAAUGUUCUUUACCCCAAUUGUGGGUACUGAAACAAUGCUGCAUUUUAUUGUUUAUUGCAACAAGGAAGGCUCCAUGGGUAACAUUUGUAUAAGAAGCAUGAGCCCAGCGCAUAUGCAGAUUACAACAUGACCUCCUCACUCCUUGCAGCAGACUGGAUUUUCACUUCUACAAACGUUUUGCUGAGGUUGAAAUAAUCUGGUUGUGUUAAACCACAAUGUGCAAAGCCAACCUACCACAGAUCUCCCAGCUCAAUACUGAAGGUCAAUGAAAAUGUUAAGAGGUAAAAGAUAGCAACACGAUGAGUAUUAGUUGUCUUAUAUGAACAAAGGAAUCACAGUCUAACACCCAGUAUGGACUGAUUGGUUAACAUAGCUGUUAUAACUUGGAGUGUCCCUUCACUGUCAUGCAAGUUAAACUGUGGUUCCUUGGUUUACUACACUAAAGUUCAGCCAACAAGAUUUACCACUCAAUUUACCACUUCGGAAGAAUUUUUGAGGAGCACAACAAAAGAAACCUAUUAUUAACUAUUUCUUUCCUGAGAUGGUACACACUGGAAUGCUACAUGUAGUCUUGUGUGCAAGUCGUCCACUAACACUGGAUGCAAAAUAUUGAAUUUACAGUCCAAACGAAUCAAAACUGUGUGUGUCAGUCAAAGAACUCUGAAUGUUUAAGUGUUUUUGCUUAUGUGGAUGUUGUACAGUAUAUGUGGUGGAUCUGAAUAGCAAAUCGAAUGUAUACUUAUACUGUAUGUAUGUCAAAAGUUAGAAGUGUCUUGAAUAUGCCACCAUGUGUGUAUCAACAGUAGCCAUAACUUUCAAAUCACCAAAUGGAAAGUCAGCUAUCAAAUGAUUCUGAUGAUUUUCUCAUUCAUUAACGGGUAACAUGACUUGACAAGUCUUGGCUUCAACAGAAUAAACACCAUCAUUUCUG
This is a messenger RNA of Scatophagus argus, 3696 nucleotides long. It is a transcript of the gene mapk11, whose product is annotated as mitogen-activated protein kinase 11. The coding region runs from base 373 to 1458 and encodes 361 amino acids. Gene Ontology annotation, cellular component: cytoplasm; nucleus. The record is from RefSeq and is a predicted model, not a curated record. Lineage: Eukaryota; Metazoa; Chordata; Actinopteri; Scatophagidae. Gene Ontology annotation, biological process: intracellular signal transduction; protein phosphorylation. The transcript has 12 exons. Gene Ontology annotation, molecular function: MAP kinase activity; ATP binding.